AUGAAGCGAGCAACCAACCUUCUUGAUUUGGACUCUAAGCUUGAAAAAAGUUCGCUCAUCCCUUUCAGGGAAAUUAAGGUCGAAUGCACCAUACGGAGCAAUUUGGCAACUUUUGAUGGGUUCGGGAUUCAGCAUGACAAUGCUACAAGGCCCAUAAAUGUAGGAUCGGAUAUCACCCCUGAGGUUGAGCCAGAUGAAGUGAAUGCUUUAGCACAACUAAUGACAUGGAAGACUGCAGUCUCCAAUAUAUGCUUCAAAUAUAUCAUUCCUAUCAAUUUACCUUCUACCUAA
This is a messenger RNA of Hibiscus syriacus, 291 nucleotides long. RefSeq names its product probable glutamate dehydrogenase 3. Gene Ontology annotation, cellular component: mitochondrion. The transcript is spliced from 4 exons. Bases 1 to 291 code for a protein of 96 amino acids. Gene Ontology annotation, biological process: L-glutamate catabolic process. NCBI's taxonomy places the organism in Eukaryota, Viridiplantae, Streptophyta, Magnoliopsida, Malvales, Malvaceae. Gene Ontology annotation, molecular function: L-glutamate dehydrogenase (NAD+) activity. The record is from RefSeq and is a predicted model, not a curated record.